AUGGAGCCUCAACGGCAGAUCUACAAAAGACUGGACAUCCCGGAUCAUGUGCAUUACAUCAUCGCCUUCGUCAUCCUCAUCAUCGGCACUUUGGGAGUCACGGGCAACACUUUGGUCAUGUUUGCCUUCUACAGUAAUAAAAAGUUGCGGAGCCUGCCAAAUUAUUUCAUAAUGAACCUGGCGGUCAGUGAUUUACUCAUGGCCAUCACACAGUCUCCAAUGUUCUUCAUCAACUGCUUGUUUAAGGAGUGGAUGUUUGGGGAGCUGGGAUGUAAAAUAUAUGCAUUCUGUGGUGCGCUGUUUGGCAUCACCUCGAUGAUAAACCUGCUGGUCAUCUCUAUCGAUCGAUACCUGGUCAUCACCAAACCGCUGCAGACCAUCCAGUGGAACUCCAAACGCAGAACCUCUCUGGCCAUCCUGUGCAUCUGGAUCUACUCGCUGGCCUGGAGUCUGGCACCUCUGAUUGGCUGGAGUUCCUACAUCCCUGAAGGUCUGAUGACAUCCUGCACGUGGGACUACGUCUCACCUUCUCCCAGCAACAAGAGUUACACCAUGAUGCUGUGCUGUUUCGUCUUCUUCAUCCCUCUGGCCAUCAUCCUCUACUGUUACCUGUUCAUGUUCCUCUCUGUACGAAAGGCCAGCAGAGAUCUAGAGCGGCUGAGCACUCAGAAGUCCAGUCUUGUGAAGCAGCAGUCCAUGAGGAGUGAAUGGAAACUGGCUAAAAUAGCAGCUGUGGUCAUAGUGGUGUAUGUGCUGUCCUGGGCUCCCUACGCGUGUGUCACCCUCAUCGCCUGGGCAGGGCAUGCAGGCAUCCUCACACCCUACUCUAAAACACUGCCUGUGGUCAUCGCCAAAUCAUCUGCCAUCUACAACCCUUUCAUAUAUGCCAUAGUUCACACCAAAUACAGGUAA
Molecule: messenger RNA, 912 nt
Organism: Carassius auratus (goldfish)
Lineage: Eukaryota; Metazoa; Chordata; Actinopteri; Cypriniformes; Cyprinidae
Product: melanopsin-A-like
Exons: 6
Coding region: 1-912 (303 amino acids)
Biological process (GO): G protein-coupled receptor signaling pathway; visual perception
Cellular component (GO): membrane
Molecular function (GO): G protein-coupled receptor activity
Source: RefSeq, a predicted model, not a curated record